GCAUCGCUAGCAUCCUGCGGAGUCCGAGACAAAGAUGUGCUCGGCGUUGUGGAUCUCAGCUCUCCUUCAUCUCCUGGUUGCAGCGAUGACUCUGAGACCGUUCGUGCACGUUUAAGGAGCUGAAACACACACUCACACUGACGCGCCUACGGUAGCAGCUAACUGGACGGACUCUCUGGCAAUUGACCUUUUGCAGUGGAAUAGCGGAAUAAGUCUUGAACCAUGAGCUCAGUGGCAGUGUUGACCCCGGAGAGCUUUGCGGAGCAUCGCAGUGGCCUCAAGGACCAAGAGAUUACAGGCUGCGUCCCAGAGGAUGAGGCCUACAUUCCCACCUACCUGGAGGCUUUCCCUCCGCUGCCGGAGAAGGGGGCACCAGGGGAAAAGGCCGGGGAGCAGGCUUCAGCUUGGGGGAGCAAGAUCAGGCCCAUCAAAGCCUCUAUCAUCACCCAGGUGUUCCAUGUGCCCCUGGAGGAGCGUCGCUACAAGGACAACAGCCAGUUCGGGGAAGGCGAGGAAGCCAAAGUGUGCUUGGACAUCAUGCAGCGGACAGGGGCCCACAUUGAGCUGUCCCUGGCCAAAGACCAGGGCCUGUCCAUCAUGGUCACCGGCAAACUGGACUCUGUCAUGAAGGCUCGCAAAGAAAUCGUAGCUCGCCUGCAGACACAGGCCUCAGCUACGGUCGCCAUCCCCAAGGAGCACCAUCGUUUUGUCAUUGGUAAAAAUGGCGAGAAGCUGCAGGAGCUGGAGCUGAAGACCGCCACCAAGAUUGCUAUUCCACGUCCUGACGACCCCAGUGCCAACAUCCGCAUCACUGGCACCAAGGAAGGCAUCGAAAAGGCUCGCCAUGAAAUCCUUCUGAUCUCUGCUGAACAGGACAAGCGUGCAGUGGAGCGUCUGUCCCUGGAGAAGGCCUUCCAUCCCUUCAUCGCUGGCGCCCACAACCGGCUGGUGCAGGAGCUGAGCCAGGAGACGGGCGCUCGCAUCAGCAUCCCGCCACCCAGCCUGCCCAAGGACGAGAUCGUCAUCACCGGGGAGAAGGAGGCCGUCGCACUGGCGCUCAGCCGCAUCCGAGCCAUCUACGACGACAAGAAGAGGAAGACCACCACCAUCUCCGUGGAGGUGAAGAAGUCGCAGCAUAAGUACAUUAUAGGUCCUAAGGGCAACACCCUGCAGGAGAUCCUGGAGACCACGGGGGUGUCUGUGGAGAUGCCUCCUCUGGACUCCGGCUCAGAGACCAUCAUCCUCAGGGGGGAGCCUGACAAGCUGGGACCAGCGCUCACACAGGUGUACGCAAAGGCGAAGAGUGUGAUGGUGGUGGAGGUGACCGCUCCGGCCUGGCUGCAUCGCUUCAUCAUCGGCAAGAAAGGACAGAACAUCGGGCGGAUCACACAGCAGCUACCACGGGUUCACAUAGAGUUUACGGAUGGUGAGGAGCGCAUCAGUCUGGAGGGGCCAACAGAGGAGGUGGAACAGGCUCAGGCCCAGAUACAAGAGAUCAUCAAGGACCUGCUGGUGAGGAUGGACUACACUGAAGUCAUCAUAGACCAGCGUUUCCACAGACACCUCAUCGGAAAGAACGGAGCCAACAUAAAUCGGAUCAAGGAGCAGUACAAAGUGUCGGUACGAAUCCCCCAGGACUCUGAACGAAGUGGUCUGGUCCGGAUCGAGGGAGACCCUAAAGGAGUCCAGCUGGCACGCAGAGAGCUCAUUGAGAUGGUCCAGAGAAUGGAAAACGAGCGCACCAAAGACCUGAUCGUGGAGCAGAAGUUCCAUCGGACAAUCAUCGGCCAGAAGGGAGAGAAGAUCAAAGAAGUUCGAGACAAGUUCCCUGAGGUCAUUAUCAACUUCCCUGACCCAUCACAGAAGAGUGACAUAGUCCAGUUGAGAGGGCCGAAGAACGAGGUGGAGAAAUGUGCAAAGUUUCUCCAGAAAAUUAUUGCUGACCUGAUUGAGAAUAGCUUCUCGCUCUCCGUUCCCAUCUUCAAGCAGUUUCACAAAAACAUCAUUGGUAAGGGUGGCGCCAACAUCAAAAAGAUCCGUGAAGAGACCAACACUAAGAUCGACCUGCCGACAGAGAACAGUAACUCCGAGAUGAUCGUCAUCACAGGCAAGAAGAGUAACUGUGAGGCAGCCAGAGAACGAAUCCUCGCCAUCCAGAGAGAACUGGCCAACAUUAAGGAGACAGAGGUCGCCAUCCCUGCCAAGCUGCACAACUCUCUGAUCGGCUCAAAGGGCUGCCUUGUGCGCUCCAUCAUGGAGGACUGCGGCGGCGUCCACAUCCAUUUCCCCUCUGAGGGCUCCGGCUCAGACAAGGUCACCAUCAGAGGGCCCGUCGGUGAGGUGGAAAAGGCCAAGAAACAGCUGCUGCAGCUGGCUGAAGAGAAGCAAGUCAACAACUUCACAGCUGAGCUUCAGGCCAAAACAGAGUACCAUAAAUUCCUGAUCGGCCGUGGAGGGGCCAAUAUUCGUCGUGUGCGGGACAAGACGGGGGCCCGCAUCAUCUUCCCGUCGCCGGAUGACACCGAGCAGGAACUGAUCACCAUCGUAGGGAAGGAGGAAGCCGUCCGUCAGGCCCAGAAGGAGCUGGAAAGUCUAGUCAAGAAUCUGGACGACGUGGUGGAGGACAGCAUGGUAGUAGACGUUCGCCACCACCGCCACUUUGUGUGUCGGAGAGGCCAGGUGCUGCGGGAGCUGGCAGAGGAGUACGGCGGAGUAGCCGUGAGCUUCCCUCGUACUGGAGCCAACAGUCAGCGGGUCACUCUGAAGGGAGCCAAGGACUGUGUGGAGGCCGCCAAGAAACGCAUCCAGGAGCUCAUCGAGGACCUGGAGUCCCAGGUGAGUGUGGAGGUGACCAUCCCUCAGCGCUACCACCGAGCCAUCAUGGGGCCUAAAGGCUGCCGCAUUCAGUACAUCACCAGGGAGCACGAGGUCCAAAUCAAGUUCCCCGAGAGAGACGACAGCGCUGCAGGCCAGGAGGCUCCAGCACAGGAAAACGGUGAGGUCAGCUCAGAGGCAGAGUUUGUCCCCCGCAAGUGUGACAUCAUCACCAUUGCUGGGCGUGCAGAGAAGUGUGAACUAGCUAAAGCCGCCCUGCUGGCACUGGUGCCCAUCACGGAGGACGUCGAAGUGUCUUAUGAGCUGCAUCGCUACAUCAUUGGCCAGAAGGGCAGUGGGAUCAGGAAGAUGAUGGAGGAAUACGAGGUGAACAUCUGGGUUCCGCAGCCGGAGAAGCAGCUGGAUGUAAUCAAGGUGACGGGCCUGGUAGCCAACGUGGAGCGAGCCAAACUGGGUCUGCUCGAGAGGGUCAAAGAACUGCAGGCCGAGCAGGAAGACAGGGCCCUGCGCAGUUUCAAGGUUACCAUGUCUGUAGAGCCAAAGUUUCAUCCCAAGAUUAUCGGCCGCAAAGGUGCAGUCAUCUCUCAGAUCAGGAAAGACCACGACGUCAGCAUCCAGUUCCCCGACAAAGGAGACGAGCAGCAGGAUCUGAUCGUUAUCUCAGGGUACGAGCGUAACGUGGAGGAGGCGCGUCAAGCCAUCCAGCAGCUGGUGGCCGAGUUGCAGGAGAUGGUGAGCCAUGAUGUUCACCUGGACCCGAGGACCCACGCUCGCAUCAUCGGGGCCCGUGGCAAAGCCAUCCGUAAGCUGAUGGAGGAGUUCAAGGUGGAUAUCCGGUUCCCUCAGCCAGGCUCAGACGAGCCCGACAAAGUGACGGUGAUGGGCCUUCCUGAGACUGUCGACAACGCCAUCGACCACCUGCUCAACCUGGAGGAGGAAUAUAUGCUCAGCGUGACAGAGACGGAGACCUUGGCAGCUUACAUGAAGCCUCCAUCUCGCUAUGGAGGGGGAGGGGGAGCUGGAGGAGGUGAUGAUAGCAGCGGGGGUCCGGCUAAGGGCUUUGUGGUGCGGGACGCCCCCUGGAAUGCAGCAGGGAACAAGGCUCCUGACAUGAGCAGUGCAGAGGAUUUCCCCACGUUUGGGACAGGUGUGGCCCCGAAGCAAGCGUCCGCCUGGGGUCCAAAGAAGUUCUGAAGCCGCUCAUCCGGAGGAAAACAAAAAACUUCUGUAAAGUAGAUGAUGAGAGACGAAACAAUUCUCUAAUCAAAUUGCUGCUCACCUUCCCUACUCCUCCUCUUCUCUUUGGUGACCUCCCUUUGUCUCUUUCUCUGUAAACCCCUAUUACCGGCCUCCCACAACCAGCCACAAUGAAUUCUGGGAGAACUAUCUCUUCUUUUUUCCUCGUCCGUCUUUCUUCUUAGUACCUCCACCUCCAUGUUCCCCCUGCUUUAAAAAAAAAAAAGAACAUUGAGUGCUCUUUUAAUAGUUUUGCUGUCCUGCUCUGCCUCUCGGUUGCACCACCUUGACGGUCUUGCGAAAAUAUUUCAAAAACUGUCCCCGUUUGACCUCUGCCAAAUCACCUUACUGCAGUACAUUAGAAAUGUUUAAAUUUGUCAGUCUGCUGAAUCAGAAGUGGGGGUCAGAGAGCACUGGGGAAAUAUCCAGAAGCUGUCAGGGAGGUGGUGGUUGUGUAUUCCAAGUGACAAUAGCUACAUCUUGGAUUUUUAAGCUCAAAAAAAGGGGAGUCUGUUUUACUGUGCAAGAAGAGUUUGUCAACAAUUACAUCUUUUAAGGUUCUUUUCCUGUCUUUUUUACAAGGUUUCUAUUUGGCUCAUCUUUCCAGUCAAUAAUGUGGUGCAGCAGGUGAGGUAAUGAGCUGUGUGUGUGUGUGUGUGGGGGUUCAGGAGAGGUUUUUCACCCACAAGUGUUUGUACAGUAAAUCCCCUUUUAAUUUAUGUCGGAGCUGGGAGCAAAAACAGCUGCUGUAGUCGACUUUCUGGAGCUUUUCUUUUGACGUGAUGAUGAAUCAAAAGAUGUGAGUCCUGCGCCGACUGUUUAUUUAUUCAAAAAGGAGCCAUUUUAUUUGGACUACUGUGAUCAUGCGUUUUUAUAAAAGCACUCACUGUAGCUUGAUGCUUACAACCUUUUGUUUAGGAGUGAAUGUUGUACGUCAGGGUUUGGGGACAUGUUAAAAGUUGUUAUGUGUAAGUGUACAAAGAACUUUUCGCUAUUUUUUUAAACUGUGUGAUUUUUUUGUGGUUGUUGGUUUCUGGCAUAUUUGGAAGACUGUAUGUAUGUGUGUGCGUGUGGAAGUUAAGACGUAUAUUUCAAUGAAGCUGAACCAAACUUUUA
Perca flavescens (yellow perch) is the source of this 5187-nucleotide messenger RNA. It is a transcript of the gene hdlbpb, whose product is annotated as high density lipoprotein binding protein b. NCBI's taxonomy places the organism in Eukaryota, Metazoa, Chordata, Actinopteri, Perciformes, Percidae. The record is from RefSeq and is a predicted model, not a curated record. The coding region runs from base 223 to 4029 and encodes 1268 amino acids. Gene Ontology annotation, molecular function: mRNA binding. The transcript has 28 exons.